AUGGUAAAUGCUGUCAUUGAUGGAGAAGACUAUCUCUCUACCUUCUUGGAAGAAAAGUUUCCAUGGAUCAAACAGAUGAUGAUCAAGAUGGAUGUUCUUUAUUUGAACUUUCUUCCUGAAGAUGUGCCAGUUUUUCUGAAUGCGAUCCAAACAAUGGAGCCGUUUCAAAUGCGGAACUUCGAGAUUCGCAACAGCAAUCUCGAAGUUUUCGAAGCUGUGAUGAACAGAAAGAUCGGUCGUCUGGACAGUGUGUGUCUCAGAGGAUGGGGUUACUGUGGCUACUCCUCUGAUAAUAAGAUAGAAAAUUGGAUGGAGGAUAUUGUGCGGUCCCCACAGAUGGAGAACGUUCCGGUUCUGAUGUUCAAAGAGUUUGGAAACGUCGAUAUUGUCACCAGACUUGUUAAGUUCUGGUGGAACGGCGCCGUCUCAGUGGACAAAGAGGCAUAUGCCUAUGCCUCCAAUCGGAAUUCAUUCAAACCUCUUCGAAAAUUGUUUCUGGUUAACGGGGCAAGCAAACCGACCAGCAGGACCUACAUCUUGGACAUGAAAGAUGUGUCCAAGCAACUGUACCUCGAAGUAUUCCCGAACAAGCGGGAAUCCAGAGGCGUGUUUAUCAAAGUUAUUCAAAGAGGACAACGAAAAGUCGAAGCUAGCAUAAAAAUGUGGUACGAGAAAACCGAUGAGGAAGAAUGGUUGGCCGCAAGUCUCACCGGAGAAACAGAGGACAUCGACAAUCAAAACAAGGUAGAAGAUGAAGAAGGAUUUGAAUCAGAAGAAGAUCUGACGGACACCGAAUUAUAA
Caenorhabditis briggsae is the source of this 801-nucleotide messenger RNA. The coding region runs from base 1 to 801 and encodes 266 amino acids. Lineage: Eukaryota; Metazoa; Nematoda; Chromadorea; Rhabditida; Rhabditidae. The record is from RefSeq and is a predicted model, not a curated record. The transcript is spliced from 4 exons.